UGCUUACCUAUUUUUUAUGUUGGUACCUUAUUUAACACAAUAUUUUACAAGCUUCAAAUAAGCACAUUUAUAAGUACCUAGUUGUCUUAUGGAGCAUCAUUUAUGAUGAUACCAUCUGUCUUACUCCAGCUAACUUGAUAUAUAACAAUAUCUAUGCAUUGGUUUGGAUUUAUCUGUCUUUUUAAUUUGAACAACAGCUGAUGAACUUGAUUCAUAUUUUUCAAUUUUCAUUUUUUCUUGAUGUAUUAAGAUUCAAAUCUGUCAAUUUAUUUAUAACUCCAUGAUGCAUCCAGUUUUUUGUUUGAUUCUUUGUUGUGCUUUGCAUGACUACUAGUUUUUGUUUUCCAGGGAACUUCAAAGGUAUAAUUCUGACAAGUGAUGCAUUCCAUUGUUAAAUCAUUAUGCAACUUUCAUAGAUUAUCCAAACCUACUGGUAGAUACAUAUACAAACAAAUACAGAGACCAUAUUCAUCAGAAGCAGUAGUCCAACAGCUCUUUGAAGGAUUAUGUGCAAAAGACAGAACCAGUUUAGCCAGAGCGAUUACUCUGGUAGAGACAAGCAAUGCCAAGAAAAGAAAGCUUGCUCAAAAUCUGGUCUCAAUGGUAUCAGCAGACUUGCAAAAGGAGCAAGAUAGAAAUAAAGGCAUACCAUCAUCAUUUAGAAUUGGUUUGUCGGGCCCUCCUGGCGCCGGCAAGUCGACGUUCAUCGAGACGCUGGGGAAGCAGCUGACGGGCGCCGGUCACCGGGUGGCCGUCCUGGCCGUGGACCCGUCCUCCAACACCACUGGAGGCUCGCUGCUGGGCGACAAGACGCGGAUGCCGCGACUGACGGUGGACCCGGCCGCGUACAUCCGCCCGUCGCCCACCGGCGGACACCUCGGCGGCGUCACCCGCGUCACAAACGACACCAUCCUGCUCUGCGAGAGAGCGGCCUAUGACGUCAUCAUUGUCGAAACGGUCGGUGUGGGCCAAUCGGAGAUCAGCGUCUCUGAAAUGGUGGACGUGUUCCUGCUGUUGAUGCCGCCGGCCGGAGGGGACGAACUUCAGGGCUUGAAGCGCGGUAUCGUCGAGCUGGCUGACGUGAUCGCCAUCAAUAAGAGUGACGGCGACCUGGUGCCGGCGGCGCGGCGGAUCCAGGCUGAGUACCUGUCGGCGCUCAAGUUCGUGCGUCCGCGGCUGGCCGGCUGGCGGGUGCCGGUGCUCCGCUGUUCGGCGCGCACCGGCGACGGCAUGACCGAGCUGUGGCAGACUCUGACCGCCUUCCGGGAACGGAUGACGGCCGACGGCCAGCUGGCGGCCCGGCGGCGCCGGCAGCGCGCCGUCUGGCUGUGGUCGCAGAUCGAGCGCGCCGUGGUGGACGCGUUCCGACGCCACCCGGCCGUGCGCAGUCGGCUGCCCAGACUGGAGCGGGAGGUGGCCACCGGUCGACUGCCGCCCGGGGUAGCCGCCGACCGGCUAGUGCAGCUGUUCCUCGAGGGCAGUGGGAGGGGUGGGGAGAGGAGGGCAGAGGAGCGGAGUCGGACGGGACACAGCGGGGAGGGCGUUCCUAGGUGACGAGUCUGCCGGUGUGGAUAGGUCAGUUCCGUUGGCUGUAUGUAGUGACCUGGCAAUCACGAUCUUUAUGAAUGGGCAGUUGGGAUUGGGCCGGUGCGCUAAGUGGUCUUCCUCAGGGAUCAACCUGCGAGUAUCCGGGAACGCUGCCGACUCGCCUGAUCGCUGUAAAAUAGCCGGUCCCCGCAGUCAGUCUUCACCAGUCGACAACGCACUAUGUAGGACUGCAGCAGUGUACGACCUCCAACCAGCCAUCUAGAAUGAUGUACUCUAGAGACCUCGUACGAAGUAUUGUGUCCAGAGUCUAGCGAGGUCCGAUUCUUUGCCUAUUUAUAGCCGAUAUAUCGAAUCUUCCUGUCCGUAUUCUACAAGUAUAAUGGCUGGACAAAGACCGUGUGAUGUUCAAAAUAUGGCCUACAGUGGUUUGCGACAUUGUCAAGUGUCAACGUUACAUAGACAAUGCUCGCUCUCUGCCUUGUAUAAGUUUUGGUAUAGGCCAUUGGUUGUGACUUGCGUGCAUAUUGUCAGGUCCGUGUGGCGACGUCACGUUCGUUGUUGUGCAAUGCCUGCAUUGGUUAUUAUUAACCAGAGCUGAGUGCUGAGUCGCUAAUGAAUGGUGCUUGAGAUGGGUUCAGUGCAAUAUGACAUCAGUCGAAUGUUAGGUCCAAAUGUGCGUGGUAUAUUUCAUACCAUUUUCUCGCAACCGUGAGAAGAGAAUAUAUCUAUAUUAAAUA
Messenger RNA from Amphibalanus amphitrite, 2285 nucleotides. RefSeq names its product methylmalonic aciduria type A homolog, mitochondrial-like. Gene Ontology annotation, molecular function: GTPase activity; GTP binding; ATP hydrolysis activity. Bases 379 to 1554 code for a protein of 391 amino acids. Gene Ontology annotation, cellular component: cytoplasm. Lineage: Eukaryota; Metazoa; Arthropoda; Thecostraca; Balanomorpha; Balanidae. The transcript has 5 exons. The record is from RefSeq and is a predicted model, not a curated record.